CUUGUACUUUGCUCAUCAAUCAACCCAUCGUAAACCUAUCAUCCAUCAAUCACCUUCUACGCGCGAUGAGUGCCAAGAGCUUAUACGACUUCACCAUUGACCCAGAGCGCAUUGCGCAACGCCCCCGUGCGUUUGGUAGCCAAAAGUUGCUGGUGUACCAUAAGCAGCGCGAUGAAAUCGAGCACACGACGUUCGAGUUGCUACCGCAGCUGCUUCAGCCAGGCGACCUGCUCGUGCUCAACGACACACAAGUCGUGCCUGCUCAGGUGCGCCUCGUAGAACCCAUUGUGGGCGACUGCACGUCUUUUCUGUUCCUGGACCCGCUUUGUGCCGUGACCAGCACGAUGGAAGUCCUUCUCAACACCCGCGUGGACGUGGGUAGUGUGCUUUCCCUCCCUGGGGGUCUGACAUUCCGCGUCGACGAACUUGUCGGCGGCGAUCCUGAAGUCCACCGCGGCAAUCUGUUUGGUCUGUCGGGGCCGUUGCAUGAAUACUUGGCCGGCAUUGGCGAAAUGCCGCUGCCGCCAUACGUCGCUCGUGUUCCCGACAAGGAAGACGAAAAGGCAUAUCAGACCUCCGUGGCCCAAGUUCCCGGCGCGAUCGCUGCCCCAACCGCCGGUUUGCAUUUCUACCCCGCGCUCCUCGACCGAUUGCACGAUGCUGGCAUUCACCACGUAUGUGUGACAUUGCACGUGGGAUACGGCACGUUCCGCAGCUUCUCGACUGAAUUCGUCGAGCACCAUCAGAUGGACCGCGAACGAUACCACGUCAGCGUCGCCGCCGGCGCGGCCAUCCACCAAGCCCUGCAAGAAAAACGCCGAGUCAUUGCAGUCGGCACCACGGCCACGCGGGUGCUGGAAACAUGCGCCGACUCGUUCCGCGCCCCCACACCGCCGGCCGACUUGUCGGGCGAGGCGGGAAUCUUCAUCUACCCGCCGUACGAGUUCAAGGUCCUGUCGGGGCUGUUUACCAACUUCCACUACCCCAAGACGUCGGUGCUCACCCUCACGGCGGCCAUGGUGGGCUCCCGCGACCUCUUGAUUGACCGCAUUUACAAGGAAGCCCUGGACCGAGAUUACCUCUGGUACUCGUACGGCGACGGCAUGCUCGUGUUGUAAGAAGCACGGACCCCCCCCCACAAGAGUGUUUUCACGGCCUUCCUGUCGGUUUGUGUGCCAAGCUCGAUCGAUAUUCCCGAGAAAUACACUGAAAGUGUAUAACAACGUCAAACGGUGGAUUUGUUUCCAAAACAUAAUGUCAAUGUUCUGGUACUUCGAAGUAGUACUGUUCAUGUUACCCAAA
This is a messenger RNA of Aphanomyces astaci, 1302 nucleotides long. Its product is annotated as S-adenosylmethionine:tRNA ribosyltransferase-isomerase. Gene Ontology annotation, biological process: tRNA queuosine(34) biosynthetic process; tRNA wobble guanine modification. Lineage: Eukaryota; Oomycota; Saprolegniomycetes; Saprolegniales; Verrucalvaceae. Gene Ontology annotation, molecular function: S-adenosylmethionine:tRNA ribosyltransferase-isomerase activity. The coding region runs from base 66 to 1118 and encodes 350 amino acids. The record is from RefSeq and is a predicted model, not a curated record. The transcript has 4 exons.